AUGCAAUUUUGGCUCCGCAUUUUGGGUGUAUCGCCCGAGGAGGCGGUAGCUCUCGCGGGUCGCCCGCGGAGUGUGGUGCUACAAAAGACAUUGGGGUUUAGCGGUUCGUACAGCAACAAUUCGACGAUGUUGUCAAAUGAGUAUUUUACCGUGCUGCUGACCGAAUCGUGGACGGCGGUCUCGGCGAAGGAAUUCAAGGCUACUAACAAGGACAUUUACAUGCUUGAUACGGACUUAGCGCUGCUGGAGGCACCGGAGCUGAAGAUAUGGGUGGAAAAGUUUGCCAAGGAUGAGAUGGCUUUCAAAAAAGUCUUAUCGAGUGCCUGGCACAAGGUCAUGACGGCUGACCACUUCAGAGCUGAUAGCUACUAA
This is a messenger RNA of Plasmopara halstedii, 372 nucleotides long. Its product is annotated as catalase peroxidase hpi. The record is from RefSeq and is a predicted model, not a curated record. Gene Ontology annotation, biological process: cellular response to hydrogen peroxide; hydrogen peroxide catabolic process. The coding region runs from base 1 to 372 and encodes 123 amino acids. Gene Ontology annotation, molecular function: catalase activity; heme binding. Lineage: Eukaryota; Oomycota; Peronosporomycetes; Peronosporales; Peronosporaceae. The transcript has 2 exons. Gene Ontology annotation, cellular component: cytosol.